AUGAGUGUGAUUUUGAACCUAUGGACUUGCUCUGCUGCUGUCCUAACCUGCUCUGUAAUUCUGAAUUUGUAUAGUGACGAAAUGCCUUACUAUUUGCUUGAACUUCCUUACCUAUUUAACCUCUUCGCUGAUAGAGCUGAAGCUAGUCUUGAGAGAAAAACUCCUUCUUCUAAAAAACUUUAAUUUCUAUCUGUCCUGAUUUUCAGGCUAACUAAACCUAUUGUCUUUUAAGUUUACUUUAAAGAAUUUAAUAUUGUUUAAUUGUAUGAAAGUGUUGUAGAUGUGACUAUCUUCGCAUCUUUUUUUUACAUGAUCCCCUUUAAGUAUUGGUAAUAAUUGCGAAAUCAUCGUUUCAGUGGCAACAUCAUCAAUACACUUGAUGCUUUUGGUUCCGCUGAAGUUAUGAUAUAUUUGGUUUAAAGCACCUUGAAAAGUGCUUCUUUUUCCCAAUAUAUUUUAAUUGUGACGAUUUCGAAUUUAAUCGAAUCAAUAAUUUCAUGGGUAAUGUACAAAAACGAAGGUAGUGAGGAAUCACUCCAGAAUUUUUUGCAAUCAAUUUAACAGACUAUUUUUAUUGAGUUGAAAUGUUGUUUUAUGAAUAUUUUGUGCUUUGCUCUACUUCAUUCUUCAACUCAAAUUUCAAAUAUUAUGUAUAACUUAAUCUACUCUAAAAGUUAGUUCAGCAGAAACAUAAAAUUGCUAGAGUAUUUUACUAAUUUUAUUUAUGUAGAGGAUUCAAUUAAGUCCUUCAAUAUCUCUUCUUCUACUUCUUCUAUUUCUCUUAAUAGUAAUCUAAGUUAAUAAGAAUCUAAAUCAACUGUAUCUAUUCCUUCAAACAACUUAUAAUAAAUUGAAUUAAAGUAACCUCAAAAAGAUUUUUAAUUAGUAGAACAAUUAAAUCUAAAAAAUACAGAACUCUUUUUAAAACAUUCUUUCAAUAACUAUCCAUACAACAAAAGCCAUGAAAGAUUUAAAUAAAAAGCGAAGCACCACCACCACCAUCAUUUUUAACACAAAUGA
Messenger RNA from Tetrahymena thermophila SB210, 1020 nucleotides. RefSeq names its product transmembrane protein, putative. NCBI's taxonomy places the organism in Eukaryota, Ciliophora, Oligohymenophorea, Hymenostomatida, Tetrahymenidae. The transcript has a single exon. The record is from RefSeq and is a predicted model, not a curated record.